AUGGCGAUAACAAGACUCUACAAGUCAUCGGGACUGUUGUCAGGUCAGCUGGCAUCAAAACUAGCGUCCUUGCAGCAAGUGAAUCCCUGCAUAACCGAGCUGAGGACUGAAACCUGCUUCUACAUCGAGAGUAGCCGGCCUUUGACCUCCGAAGACCUGAAGAUAGUCACUUUCGCUCUCACGUCGCCCUUCGACCCGCAGUUGUUCCAGGAAACUCAACUAUCAGCGCCACCUGGGUCCACUGUUGUGGAAAUUGGACCGAGGCUGAAUUUUUCUACGGCGUUCUCCAGUAACGCGGUCUCUAUUUUCAAGUCCGCGGGGCUGAGUCAUGUUUCUAGAGUGGAGAAGUCUACUAGGUACCUUGUUGAUGUUCCAGAGAGUUCCGAGGAUUUUGGGAGGAUUAUUGAUGCUCUUCAUGAUCGGAUGACUGAGUGUCGUUAUAGGUCACCUAUCGAGACAUUUGACCAUGGAUUCAGACCCGAACCUUGGUUUGAGGUAGACAUCCUCCAGAACGGCAGAAAAGCUCUGGAGGAUGUGAACAGCAAACUAGGACUGGCCUUUGACGACUGGGAUCUAGACUUCUACACAGACUUAUUCAAAACCAAGCUCAAGAGGAACCCCACCAGUGUGGAAUGCUUCGACCUCGCUCAGUCCAACAGCGAGCACAGCCGCCACUGGUUCUUCCGCGGUAAGCUGGUGAUAGAUGGCGUCGCGGAGCCUCAGACGCUCUUCGACAUGAUCAUAGGAACCCAGAAGUCCAGUAACCCAAACAAUGUCAUCAAGUUCGCUGACAACAGCAGCGCCAUCCAGGGAUUUAAGGUUCCAACGUUGGUUCCAGGAACCACCUGGGAACCCAGCGCCUUUCAGAUGACCGAAGUGGAGCGCCACUUGAUUUUCACCGCAGAAACUCACAACUUCCCAACAGGCGUCGCACCGUUCAGUGGCGCCACCACUGGAACCGGCGGUAGGCUGCGCGAUAUUCAAGGUUGUGGUCGCGGCGGCCAUUAUAUCGCAGGAACUGCUGGAUACAGUGUGGGGAACUUGUUCAUCCCCGGGUACAACCUGCCCUGGGAAGUUCCAGCAGAUUAUCCCUCGAAUCUUGCAUCGCCCUUGGAUAUAAUUGUCGAGGCCAGCAAUGGAGCUUCUGAUUACGGGAAUAAGUUCGGGGAACCGGUUAUCUCAGGGUUCGCGAGAACUUUUGGGAUGAAGACAGGGAACUCCAGGGUGGAGUGGAUCAAGCCGAUCAUGUUUAGUGGCGGGUGUGGAACCGUUGAUGCUGGGAUGAUUGAUAAGAAGGUUCCUGAAAGAGGAAUGCAGGUCGCAAAAAUAGGAGGCCCAGUAUACAGAAUCGGAGUCGGCGGAGGAUCAGCAUCUUCUGUGGCAGUCCAAGGAACUCAAUCAGCAGACCUCGACUUCGGUGCAGUCCAGCGUGGAGACGCAGAGAUGGAACAGAAACUGAACCGAGUAGUUCGCGGAUGCACGGAACUCGGUUCCAGGAACCCGAUCCUGAGCAUCCAUGACCAGGGUGCCGGCGGGAACGGCAACGUCCUCAAGGAACUGGUGGAACCAGCUGGUGCGGUGAUCUUCUUUGAGAAGUUCGACCUGGGGGACCCGAGCAUCAGCGUCCUGGAACUCUGGGGUGCCGAGUAUCAGGAGAACGACGCGAUUCUCUGCGAUGAAUCCUCAGUGGCGCUGAUCCAGCAAAUAGCCACCCGGGAAAAGUGUCCCGUGAACUUUGUCGGAACAGUGACAGGUUCCGGGCGGAUUGUCCUGUCCCAGGAGAAGGUCCCUGACGUCGCCAAACACCUGGAGGGCCGGGACGAUGGAAAACACCCCGUGGACCUGGACCUGGAGUUUGUUCUCGGGAAGAUGCCUCAGAAGACCUUUGCCUCAAACCGCCUCCCGGAGGAACGUCAUCCUCUGGAACUUGGGAAAAUUUCGGUUCUAGAAGCUCUGGAACGCGUGCUAAGACUGCCCAGCGUCGGGAGUAAGAGGUACCUGACCUCCAAGGUCGACCGAUGUGUCACCGGGCUCGUCGCUCAGCAGCAGUGCGUUGGACCCCUGCAUACUCCUCUGGCUGAUGUUGCUGUCACUGCGAUAUCACAUUUUUCGACUUCAGGUAUCGCAACUUCGAUCGGAGAGCAGCCAAUCAAGGGUCUCGUCGACAUAAAACCAGGUGCCAGGAUGACCGUAAUCGAGGCAAUCUCCAACCUAGUCUUCGCAAAGAUUUCUUCUUUGAAGGACGUAAAGUGCAGCGGAAACUGGAUGUGGGCUGCGAAAUUAGACGGCGAAGGUGCGAAACUCUUCGACGCCUGCUCCGCAAUGUGCGACCUAAUGAGCGACCUGGGGAUUGCCAUCGACGGUGGCAAGGAUUCCUUAAGCAUGGCUGCGAGAGUCGGCUCUGAGGUCGUCAAAUCUCCAGGAACUCUGGUGGUCUCUUGCUACGCGCCCUGCCCGGAUGUCAGGAAAGUGGUGACUCCUGACCUGAAGGGUCCAACCCUGAGGAAGACCACCUACCUGGUCUACGUCGACCUGUCACACGGAAAAAGUCGUCUGGGAGGAACCGCCCUGGCUCAAGUUUACAAUCAGCUGGGGAGCGAGGUUCCUGAUGUGGAAGAUCCCCAGGAAGUCGUCCGGGCAUUUGAGACUACUCAGAAACUUAUUGCUGAGGAUAAGGUCCUGGCAGGUCACGAUGUCAGUGAUGGUGGACUUCUUACUUGUCUCCUGGAAAUGGCUUUCGCUGGAAUGGCUGGUAUCGAUAUAAAAAUCGUUCACAAGGGAAACCAGGUGUUAGACGUGCUCUUCUCCGAGGAAGUCGGUUGGAUCUUGGAAGUAGAAGACCUGGAGACCACGCUGAAGACUUUCGCGUCAAACUCCGUGCCCGCGUUCACCGUGGGGAAAACAACCAACCUAGGACUGAGGGAGAAGAUCACAAUAGAAGUGGCUGGUCAGCAAGUUUUGCAUGAGAGUGUGUUCAGGUUGAUGAGAACCUGGGAGGAAACGAGUGCCCAGCUGGAGAAGAGGCAGAGCAACGUCUCCUGCGCAGAGGAGGAGUUCCUGGGACUUGAGACCAGGAAGGUUCCCAUCGCCAAGUUGACUUUUGAUCCCGAUUGCUGGGUACCGAAGCAGACCACGGUGAGAGUGGCGGUCAUCCGCGAAGAAGGUAUCAACGGUGAUCGGGAAAUGGCGGCUGCUUGCAUCCAAGCUGGGUUCGAGACUUGGGACGUGACGGUCACCGAUUUGCUUAACGGCCAGGUCACCCUGGACCGGUUCCGCGGGGUCAUUUUCCCUGGAGGGUUCAGCUAUGCUGAUGUUCUAGGCUCCGCUAAAGGCUGGGCUGCUAGUCUGUUGUUCCAUCCUGAUCUAAGCAAGCAGCUGGACGGUUUCCGACGCAGUACUGAUACUUUCAGUCUUGGAGUUUGUAAUGGAUGUCAGCUGAUGAGUCUUCUAGGAUGGGUUGGUUCUGAUAGCAUUCAAAAUGAUCCCCAGGUUCUAUUGGAACACAACAAAUCAGAGAGGUUCGAAUGUCGCUGGAGUUCCGUCAAGAUCGAGAGUUCCAAGGCCAUAAUGCUCCGAGGAAUGGAAGAAUCCGUAAUGGGAGUCUGGAUCGCUCACGGAGAAGGCAAGUUUACUUUCAAAGAAAAAAUUCUCGACAAAAUGGCCGCCCAGAAGUGUGUCGCCCUCAAGUAUGUUGACGACGACGGAACUCCCACGGAGAAGUACCCGAUGAACCCGAACGGCAGCAAAGCAAGGGGGGUUCAGUGUUAA
Messenger RNA from Cotesia congregata, 3768 nucleotides. Lineage: Eukaryota; Metazoa; Arthropoda; Insecta; Hymenoptera; Braconidae. The record is from the annotation of a GenBank genome assembly.